Molecule: messenger RNA, 836 nt
Organism: Aspergillus calidoustus
Lineage: Eukaryota; Fungi; Ascomycota; Eurotiomycetes; Eurotiales; Aspergillaceae
Source: the annotation of a GenBank genome assembly
AUGCGCGCCUCAGGAGGUUUCCUCCUCUCCACCUCCCUCCUUCAACUCGUUCUCGCACAAGACCCUACCAACAAUGCAACACCCACACACCCACCAAACUUCACCCUCCUCGCCCCAACCCCCUCAGCUGCCCUCCUAGCAACAGACCCCAUAACCCUCCGCUGGGCCUACACAGACACAGACCUCAACACGAACCCACUCACAAUUGAAAUCGGGUACACGACUUCUGGCACCCUCGAGGCACACGUUACAGUGAAUGCCGCGGCGAGUCUGAGCUUGACGACGUUGCCUGCGGGGAUCAUCACGUCUGUUGCGCCGGGGGAGACGGCGGCGGUAGGGUUUGUGCUGAAUUAUCGGGAUGGUGAUUAUGAUGAUUCUGAGGAAGUAGAGUUAGGUCGGGUCGACGGGGUGAGUUUACUUGGUGGGGAGAACGAGGUCGUUGACGAGGAGGACUCGAAGCUCUCGACCGAGGCGAAGAUUGGGAUUGGGGUCGGAUUGGGGAUGGGGAUGUCGGCGGCGAUAUUCGGGGUGGUGUUUUUGAUUCGGCGACGGAGGAAGAGGAAGAGGAGGGAGAUGGAAAAGGCUGCUGCUAGUGAAGAUCAGAAUGGUGAUGAAGGUUCAGGUAAUGGAGGAGUAAAGGAUCCGGUUGAGAUGGAGGCUGUUGAGCGAGGACAUGGAAAAGCCGAGCUUGGAGCUGAGAGCGAGAAGGUUGAACUUGACGCCGGCGGGCAGCAAAAGGCUGAGCUUGACUCUGGGGAGCAGGUAAAGAUGGUGCGUCUUGCAGAGCUGGAGGAGAAGCCGGCAGUGACGACAAGGUAUGAGUUGGCGUGUUGAUG